This is a messenger RNA of Harpia harpyja (harpy eagle), 3225 nucleotides long. It is a transcript of the gene PHF24, whose product is annotated as PHD finger protein 24. The transcript has 8 exons. Gene Ontology annotation, molecular function: calcium ion binding. The record is from RefSeq and is a predicted model, not a curated record. The coding region runs from base 355 to 1557 and encodes 400 amino acids. NCBI's taxonomy places the organism in Eukaryota, Metazoa, Chordata, Aves, Accipitriformes, Accipitridae.
CUCAGGCAGCAAUUGGUACAGGGACAGCAAACCAGGCUGCAUCUGCUCAGCCCCAGUCACAAGCUCCCUGCUUCCUCCGUGCGCGCGUGUGUGUGUGUGUGCGCGCACUAGACACAGGCAUCCACUCCCAGCAUCUUGCUGUCUCCUGCAUCCUCCGGCAGCAAGUGCAGGGCUCUGGCUCCCUGGGUACCAGCCUCGCCGCUCCAUCCCCUGGCGGGGAUUUGCAUGCAGGGUGCAGGAUGCAGUGAGCACCCUCGAGUGGAGAGGGGGUCGUGGCCAGAGGCAGCGGCGAUGGACACCGUGUGGACUGCUUUCUAGGGCUCGUGCUCCCCAGACGGACCCUGACCCUGAGCCAUGGGUGUGCUGAUGUCCAGGCGGCAGACGGUGGAGAAGGUGCAGAAGGUCAGCUUGGCCGUGUCAGCCUUUAAGGACGGGCUGCGGGAGCAGCCAUCUACACGGAGGCGAGCAGAGGUGGGGGGCACACGCCGGGGGACGCUGGAGCAGGAGGUGCAGGAGGGAGAGGAGGAAGCAUCAGCAGGACCCUCCCAGCCGGAGGAGAGCAGCGCCAGCAAGGCGGCCUGGGAACGGCUGCGGGACGGCCGGGGCGUGGAGCCGGAGGAGUUUGACCGGGCCAACAGGUUCACGCCACCCGCCUUCAUCCGGCCCAAGCGGGAGCUGCACGAUGAUGAGCCCCCGGACAUCAGCCUGGAGCAGCGGGAGCAGGUCCUCAAUGACGAGAUGUGCGAGAUCUGCGAGGUGUGGACAGCUGAGAGCCUCUUCCCCUGCCGCGUCUGCAGCCGGGUGUACCACGAUGGCUGCCUGCGCCGCAUGGGCUACCUGCAGAACGACAGCGCCGUGGAGGUGACGGAGACGGCGCACACCGAGACAGGCUGGAGCUGCUACUACUGCGACAACCUGAAUCUCCUGCUGACGGAGGAAGAGAUGUACAGCCUGAUGGAGACCCUGCGGCACUGCAAGAUCAUUCCAGAGACCUGCCUGACCCUGGACGACUUCCUGCACUACAAACACCUGGUGCACAAGCAGCAGUUCGAGCGGCCCAUGGCCGAGGCGCAGGAGGAGCAGGCAGCCCUGCAGUUCUCCGCCCUGGACCCUGACAAGAAGGGGCACAUCGAGUGGCACGACUUCCUCUCCCACGAGUCCAUCCAGCUGCUGCAGAAACUACGGCCACAGAACGCCCUGCUGCGGCUGCUGACGGCCAAGGAGCGGGAGCGGGCGCGGGCGGCCUUCCUGGCCCUGGACCAGGACAGCGACGGCUUCAUCGGGGAGGGCGAGUGCCGCCGCGCCCGGCACGCCUGGUUCCGCAAGCACCAGAAGGAGAUGCCGUCCUGCAACGUCAGCAUCAGCCACGUAGGGCCCAUGUCGGAGAGCAGCCCCGCCAGCAGCGGCAGCGGCAAGAGCCAGGAGAAGACCCCGGCGGCCACGGAGCGGGAGGAGGCCAGGCCUGUCAACUGGCCCGGCUUCCUGCGGGAGAACGUCGCCUACAUCCUGGCCGCCCGCCCCAACAGCGCUGCCCUCCACCUGCAGCCCCCCGCCUAACCCCAGCAGCGCCGCCAUCUUGGGCAGCGAGGCCUCUCCCGCCACGGAGACCUGCCCCGCCCUCCCCUGCGGGCGGAGCCGGCCGCCGAUUGGCUGGCGGGCGAGCGGCCGCUCUGCCCUCUCCCCCUGCCUCCGCUUCGGAUUGGCUGCGAAGAGGACGGGCGCCCAGCUCCCACGGGCUGAGGGAGCGGGUGCGGCUCUGGCGUCUCUGAUUGGUGGCGGGGAGGUGGGGCGGGGCAGGGAGUGGCCCCGCUGCCCCCACGCCCCACAGGGGCCCGCUGGGGGGGGGGGGGGCCUGUGCCCAGGGAUGCCGUGGGGCGCAGGGGGCAGGCAGCCUGCAGCCCCCGCCAUCCCGGGCCCCACAGCACCCCCUCGCCCGCCAGCGCCGGGAGCAACCGGGGACCUGACCCCAGAGACCCGCAGACAGAGCAGGGUCUGCACCCCCGCCCCCAACCGGGAGAAGUGGGGCUCGCUCUGGUCCUGGAGCUGGGUCUGGGUAUUUGUGGGGCGAGAGCGGAGGCCAGGGCAGCCGUGCACCCCCAGCCUCCUGCAGCACCGUGGGGCAGCAGGGCUGAGCCUCUGCGUGCUGCCGGCAGCAGCACCCCGGCGGUCUGCGGCAAGCUGACUCCUCGGGGGCAGGCCGUGGCUGACCCCCGCUUGGCCUCUUUCACAUCCCUGCCCAGCUCCAACCGGGGCUGGAGCCCAGGACGUCUGUCCUUGCACCCACAGCUCGUAGCCGUGUCUGGGAGAGUGUUUCUCAGCACGGCUUGACCCUGCCCUGCUGGGGAUCAACCGUUUAAUGCCAACAGCGAUGGUGUGGGAAGGACCAUCGGGAACAGAAAGCACCCGGGGGGUGGGGGGGGCAAGGUCUGAUGCACAGGAGCACUCCCCUGCAUCCCUUGUCCCCUCCUGUCCCCCUGGUCCCACGGGAUGCUCUCCCCCUGCUCAGCAUUCCGGUCCCCACACCAGCCCCAUUCACUCCUGCUCCCUCCCCAGCAUGGUGAGUGGGCAUCCCCACCUCACUGGGGGCAUUAGUGCUCCGGUGAGGAGGAGGAGGAGACAGAGCUCAGAGCCCCCCGGGGUGUCAGCUGCAGGGAUGAGGCAGUCUCUGGGCAGGGUUGAUGCCCAGCGGCCCUAAGACGGAUGGAUGUGCUCAGCCCACAGGUGAAGGAGCAGGGACCCCCAGAAACCUCGCCCCACACACACCAGGAGUCAGGAUGCCCAGGUCCCACAGCAGCCCCAGCAGCUGCCCCUGACCCUCUGACCCUUUCCCCGCGGUGCCCUCAGUCUCUCCCUGCCUGGCGUGCCCUGGCUCAGCCAGGGUGCCCCAGGGUAUGCACAGACCAGGAAUGCAUCUGUGAAAGCCUGGUCGCUCCCUCACCUCCACCCCCUGAUGCGAUGGGGGCACCGUCCCUCUCAGCCCCCCCUUCCCCAGUCAGUGCACAGGUCCCCUUUCCAGGGACUCUUCCCGCUGCAAGACAGGGAGGCAUGCCAGUGCCAUGACAUCUUUCUCUACCGUCCUGGCGUGCCAGGCCAAUGGGGAUAUUUUGGAUGCCAGGUCAAGAUGGGGCCAGAGCCAUGGCCAUGGCGAGGAGGCGGCCGUGGGUGCAUGGGUUGCAGCACCCGCUCUGUACUGAGAAGCAUCCAUUAAACAGCUGUGUCCAACUA